AUGGAGGAAAGCGUGUGCUGCUGCGGUGCUGACCCAGGAGUUCAUCAUCAAACCACCUUCACUCAACUUGUUCGCCUGAAAAUGAAAGACCGCCAGCGAAUGGUUCCGAUUUCCGUCGUGGUGCUCCUCCUCCUCACCUCAGCAGCCGUGGCUCUGCUGCUCAUGUUUGGGGUAAGUAGUUGCGACCAUUCUCCGGACGGACAGCUUAGGAAGCAGCCUGACAGUCAUUCAUCAGGCAUCAACCUCAAACAGCAGCAAAUCAUAAAUGUCAUGAAUCCAUGUGCCAUGCUAACAGUUGGCAGUAACAUAAAUGGGAAAUGCCUUAAAUGGGAGAGUGAAUUGGGAGUUGCCCACUGUCAUGGAGGUUUCAACUACUACGAUGGGAAUCUUGUGGUGCCCAGAGACGGCAUCUACAGAGUCUUUCUGCAGAUCACCUAUGAGAGCUUGGAUUUGUGCCUCGAUGACCUGAGACUUUCUAGCAAUGUGCUUUUUCUUGGGGAUAGUUACAAUGAAAGUAUGCCUUUGCUGUCAUCAGUCGACACAGUGAGUUGUAGCAUGAAGCAAUGGCGUAAAUCCAUCUAUACGGCUGGCUUGUUUAAGCUGGAGGCUAACGACAGACUAUAUGUGACAUCAUCGAACCCUAAUCUUAUUGUACAAGAUGAACACUUGGUGUUCUUCGGUGCUGAACGUCUAGCUCAGUAAUCUGCUCAUGCAGCUAGAACCAUCUAAAGGAAUCUUUAGUUUGUCUGCACCAUCCGCUCCAUAAAAACCUCAGAAAACCAGUGAAGUUAUGGUUUUCCUUAA
Limanda limanda (common dab) is the source of this 804-nucleotide messenger RNA. RefSeq lists its product as uncharacterized. NCBI's taxonomy places the organism in Eukaryota, Metazoa, Chordata, Actinopteri, Pleuronectiformes, Pleuronectidae. Gene Ontology annotation, molecular function: tumor necrosis factor receptor binding. Gene Ontology annotation, biological process: immune response. The record is from RefSeq and is a predicted model, not a curated record. The transcript has 4 exons. Gene Ontology annotation, cellular component: membrane. The coding region runs from base 1 to 702 and encodes 233 amino acids.